GACAACUGAGGCUGUACCUGGCGGCACAAGUGUAAUGCUAUCUAUAACACGACUGGAAACAUAAAUUAUUCAGCCAUGGACGCUGGUGUGAAAGACUAGACACUUGCUGGAAAGGACAUUGUGAUCUGUAGCCAUAUAGUACAACCCUAGAAACCUGGAACAAUGUCGUAAAUAUCCCGUACUGAGUAAUGCAGACGUAGAUUAAAGCCAAAUAAAAACAUCUGAUAAGCUGGAAUGAAAAAAAAAGUGGACCCUUAUUUCAUGUUAAGACAGAAACCUAAAAUGUUGAAUGUAAACAUAUGAAAUAAUGGAUUUGUAGCAGUGCAAAAUGCAGUUUCGAACAUCAGGUUACUUCCUCAAGAGCAUCGUUAGCAUUUUUAGGAACCACAUAACACCUCUUAACACACUCGUAAUAUUCUUGUAGCCUACAGUAGGUGGAGACAGUAAAUAAAUAAAAAAAUAUUAAGGGAAGUCCCCUUCCCUUAACUAAUGGCUGCUGCCAAAAAGUAGUUUAGAACAAUGUAACCUCCAGUUUUUUGUGUGGUGCCUCUUAAAUGCCAACAAUGGAGGCUGCGGUUUUACAGCAGUACUGCAAUGUACAUGCAUAACUGGGAGGUGUAUGUGCUUAAAGGGUAAGCAAGGAAGUUGCACUUCCUUAGUGUAGUGUACGUGAUUGUUUUACCUCCACGAGUCUGUGCUUGAGAUUUCUCUCUUUUUUUUCCCUUUUGACUUGUCAAAGGACAGACUUUUUCAGUUUGAAUCUUUAAACUGUGCGUGUGCGUGAUCACUCCGUGCAUAUCUGGGAUGUUUGUGCAGCACAGCUGCAGACGUCUCCCUCGUUCGGUAUAACAACUCAGCCACUGAUUGUUAUUGUGCACCCUCGCAAAGGAAGAAAACUGAAAUCCCCAAAGGACGUCAGUUUUUCAGUUUCCUGCAACUAAAUGGUGUCAAUGUUCAGCAUGCUGGGUUUUUCCUCACCACACAUAUUCCAUUUGAACGGAUGGUUCUCACUUGUGGUGUUUGGGUAUCUCACUUUGAGAGGUUUUUUUUGUGUGUGUAUGUGUGUGUGUCAUUAUACUUCAUUGACAGUAAAGGUCUUGGAUUUUCCCGUUUAAGAUGUUUAUUUAAGAAAGUUUUAAUGGGAAUGUAGGUCACUGUCCCUGAGAUAUAAAUAUUUGUAUAUGUUUUACAGGUUAAAGUAUUAUUAUUUUUUUAUUUAUGAUCCAUUUGUAUGAAUAUUUGUGUGGUGCAGAAUAAACUGAAAGUGAAAAUCUUGAUGUUUUUCAUCUCAUUGUGGUCUUUAGUGGUACACUGUUAUGAUAAUGUGCUACUGUAAAACCCCAAGUCAAAAUGUCACCUGUAUAUGUAUAUGUCAUGAAUAAAAUGUUUGGCCACAAGGUGGGAGUAUGGACUGUAUGUUUGAACCGCAGCAGCUGGUGUGCAUUUGUAAGCGCACACACACCCCACCUACAAAGAAAAUAGGAGCACAGUACUUGAAGAGCUUUUAUUCUUGAGUUGGAUUACACCCAUCUCAUGAAUUGCAAAUUUGGGCUAAAAGCACAAAGAACAGCUGCCUUAUAUUGUUCAUAGUUACUGGAUGGAAAAAUAACAGAUCCCUUACAGGACGACAUUCACUUUAUGUGUUUACAUGCAGCACGACAGCUUCAAAAUUUAUAGCAUUAUUCUUCUGCUGUCAUGUAGAUAUGCUGUCAGGCUGCACAUCAGCAUGUGUUUGCCAUGUUUUUAACCACACCAGUGUCACCUGCCAAAAAAGGGAUUUCCAGUAUUUCUCAAUAAAUAAAUAAAUAAAUAAAUGAAAGAUUACCAGAACUGAAACUGCUCUAAAUGACUUGUUGGCCUUUACUGUCACCUAUAUCUCGCAAAUGAUAUCACGUCAUAUAACAAGCUAUGCAGAGUAAGCAACACUUCUUUUACAAGGUAAAGGUUUUAUACUUAUUUAACAAGGUGGAAAGAUUUAGUGAAGUUAAAAAUGUGUUUUUCAAAUCAAACUUGGCCAAUUGGGCAGUAGAAACUGCAAGAAGUUGAACACAGCUUUCUAUACAGAUAUUUUAAGUGUCCAAAAAAAAACGUUUGGACUGAUGAUAAUGUUGAACACAGAGUAGGCACAAUAAAGCAGUCAUAAAGAUCUUUGCAAAACAGGUCAUUUCUUUAUUUUAUAUAUAUAAAGGCUUUGUAAAUCCUCUUGACUACUGCCUUUUUUUUUAUCACUUUAUAUUUAUCAAUAUAAGCACAGAAAAUCACUUUUUGGCAUGGGAUGGCUUUAAUUUAAUUUAAUUUUUUUUAAAUAAGAGGUUAAAGAUGAAGUUAAUUUAAUUUUCCUUAUGUCUUGACCUUUUUUUUUUUUUUUAUCAUGGGUAGGUGUUAUAUACGCUGUAGCUUCAACCUACACCUUUUCGAUUUGUCAUAUGAUUUCUUCUUUUCUUUUAAUCAUUUCGUGUGCUAUAAAUGAACCGAAUAAAGACAGUUAACCACCGGGAGCACCAGCUACAGCACAGUUUAGAGGCUAACUAAAGACGGAUUUAGCAUUUUUUUAAAUCUCUUAAAAUGUCUGUAGGAAAAUGAACGGCCCUUUGGAGGUAUUUCCAAAUGACAUAUAUUUCCCCCUUUCGCACUUUUCGUGCUCCCAGCAGCAUAUCUUUAAGCGCUAACGCCGAGUUAGCGUGAAGGAGCAGAUUUUUAUCAACAAUUUUACGCAGUGUCGCCAAUAAGGAAGCUGCAGGCUUCCUACGUUUUCUGUGGUUUGCAAGUAAGCACGAGGGUUAGUGGUUUCUAUUGGCAACCGGACCCGGAUUCUCAAAAACAACAGCUGGCGACGUAAACCGUCCCGUCCCGAGAAGAGACGCGACACAGCCUGGAGGAGUUUGCCGAGACAAAAAGGUUUUUGUGGUUUGUGUAUGUGUGUGUGUUUUUUAUUAUUAUUAUAUAUAUAUUUUAUGCUGUCUCAGUGCCACCUGUUACACACUUGAAAAAAUUCCGCUGCAGCUUCUGUUUUGUGAGCGUUGACCCGGAUAGCUAUUGAAUUACAAACAUGGAGGACAGUUUUCUUUUGUCGGGACGUCUAAUUCAAGACAAUAAGUUGACGCUACCCGUGAAAUAGAAUUUUAAAGACAUUUUUAAGUCUUGAGGGAUUCAGUCUACUGUUGUUGUCAAAAAAGCCGCAGUAACAGGUAGGUUAACAAUGGCUCAAUAAAAGCCACUGGUACAAAUCCAGUCAAGUCAAUUUUAUUUUACCAGUUCCCUUUGCAGUAGAUAAAGUCUUUCUUCUUUUGUCAAUGAUAAUCUUAUUUUGUGUGUGUGUAAAAUUUCAUCAAACUAAUAUCAAGUCAGAACAAUACAAAUACAUAGUUAUAAAUAAUAGAAAACACUGUGCAAAAGUUUCAAGCCACCCCUUAUGUCUUUAAAUUUGGCAUCCAAGUAACAAAUUUAAGCAACAUACUUACCUUCAUACAAUACUUUUUUUUUCUUUUUCUUUUUUCAUUUUUACAGUGUUACUGAGGAAUAGUUCUCCAGGCUUUCUGUAGGUCUUUCAAAGUUUUUUUCUUUUUGGAUGUUGGCUACUUUUUCACACCUUUUCACUCCAGUUUUUGUACCUGAUCAUUUUCAGAUAAAUAAUUUUUUGUUUGUUUUGGUUAUUUUGAACAAUUUAACAAUGCAAUAAAAAAGCAUAAAAAGUCUUCUAACCCAAGGGAUGAACUAGUGUUGUGUCUACACAUAACAGAAAAAUUAGCAAUUUUUUUUUUUGAAAAUUUGCAAUUUUAUCUUUUUUACUAGCAGCCUGUCAUAAAACAUAAUGUUUUUUUUUUUUAGUUAAAUAUAUUUUUUAAAAAUACCAAAAAUAAAACAAUUGUAUUUUUGCACCAACAAUUGUGAUUCUCAAAGAGCUAUUAGUUGAAAACUAUGUCAUAAAUGUUCCAUACUGAGUAAUCAGUAUAACUCAGUAUAACAACAUCUUACUUUUGAACAAUCAUGACUGCUUUGGUUCGACCUGGAGUCAAUAUUUCAGAGCUAUGUAAGGAAGGAGACAACUUCCUUCGGAGUGGUGAGCUGGAGAGAGCCACCUCCUUGUACAUGUCUGCCUUCAGGACUCACGCCACCUCUGCGGUGUCCCACAUGAGAAAACUGGAUAAGUCCGGUCUGGAUUUGGUGAUCGCUACUCUAGAGGGCUGGCUUGACAGUCAUGUGAAAAUUCAGCCUGCAGAGGGUCUUAAUAAAGGUCUUGCUGCUGUUUUCCUCUCCACACUCAGUCCCAACAAUCUGUUAGCCACCAUUUACAAAAUGGAGUCUCUUCUUCAGAGUGGCACGCAUGCCUGUGAGGAGAUUUUUGCUCGUUGCACAGCUAUGCUUGAAGGGAAGCGGAACCUUCCUCCAGAGGGUUCAACUCAUGUUUUGUUAGAGAUAACACGAGCCCUCGCCUGCUUGUUAUCAGAAUCUCACAGGUUAAAGGGACUAAAGAUUUACCUCAAAGCUUACCGGAAUAGCAAGUCUGAAACUGUCACACUGGUGAAGAGCAGACAAGCGGGACACUUACCCAAAAUAGUGAGGGCCUUUGCAGAACAAAUCAUGCUCAUACAUCCCACUCUGGUAGUUGACAGCAAGUGGAGAGUGGGAACAAAGGACAAUGACAAGCUGGAAGAAGAAACUUCUGCUACUGUUAUUGAGUUUUUGCUGUCUAUUUCACCUAGUAACAAAGAAGUACAGGAACUCAAUGCAGCAUAUUUGUUUUUGACGGGCAGGUUUAUGGACAGUGCAGAGGCAUACUCUUCCCUCUUGCAGCAUGCUCAUGGCCAGAAAAUAUCAGAGAGUACUAUAGAAAAAUUACUCCAAGAAACUCCUGAGAGGACAGCCAGACUCUUGACAAGCCGAGCAGCUGCUUGCUUUUCAGCAGGUGGAAAGAUUGCAGAGGAGUGCACAGAUUUGGGGAAAGCAUUUGAGACUCAUCCAGCCACUGCCCGAAAUUACUUCCAAAAGCUGUUCACAGAUCAGGGAACUGGGGUGGCAGCUUGCAACCAUCUCCGUCAGCAGGCGGAGAGAGGCCUGUCAGAUUACAGAGAGCAGGUCCUUGUCCGUGCAGAUCUGCGAUCUACUGAAGGAGUUGAAGUUCUGGACCCUGUUAUCACUCAGUUACGGACCCUGUGCCAUUUAGAACCUGGUGGGGGAGACAGAGAGUUGCGGGUCCGACUGGCUGAUUGUCUUCUCCUCAGAGGAGAGCACAAAGAGGCCCUCUCUAUCUGCAGCCAGCUAGCUGCCGCACAAGGUCAGCAGAGCUAUCAAAACACGGUCCACGUCCUUCGUGGAUAUGCACGAUUGCUCUCUGAUGACCAGAAGGGUGCAUUAGAAGACUUUCAGGCUGUGAUUGAACACAAUGCCCCCCACCCAUCCAGCUGUGUGCGAGCACUUUGUGGCAGGGGCCUCCUGCGAAUGAUGGGCGGCUUAAACUACCUGACUGCUUUAGACUAUGUGACAGCCAGCAGGCUGCAUCCUCAGGAAACAGCAUUUGCUGUGCGCUGUUUGGUACCCUGGAACUACCGUGGCCUACUGUUUACUGUUCUGCUGGAGCAGGGACGAUUCAUGCUUGAAGGGUCUAGAGAUCACAAACCCAAGUCCAGUUCUGGUCAAGACUCCCAACAGCACCAAAAGGAGGAACAUAUGCAGACCCUAUCAAAGAGGGACAACCACAGAUCAAGGUAUGUUUGUUUUAGAUAUGGUUUACUGAGCAAUGCUUUCUCAGAGAAAAUAUUUUGGCGUGUCACAGCAGGAAAAGUCUACUUUAUUGUUUUGGUAGUCUCUGUUGUGUGUUUUCUGAGUGUGAUUGUUGUCCCGUUGUGUUUUUUUUCUGCUUUGUACGUUAGGACUCCUGCUGGUGUCCAUUCCCUUGCUCUGUUGCUGAUGGAGCUCCAGCCCAGUGCCGAUGGGCCUCAGAUCUUGGCAGCAGAUGCCUUGUAUCAGCUUGGUCGGGUGGAGGAGGCUUACCGAUUGCUGCUGUCCAUCGGGCCCACCAAUCCUCGGGCACCUAUCUUGGCUCGCCUUGCUUUGCUGCAGCUGCACAGAGGCUUUCUUUAUGACACCAAUCAGCUGCUGAAAAAGCUCAUCUUGUGUGGUGAUACCAGCUGCUUGCGCCCCCUGUUGGCAGUGGCACAACAGAAAGACAGAGCACUGCUGCAGGGACACUCCCACUCAGCUGCAAAACGCAUUUUGGACCGAACAAGCGAGGAGAGCGCUGUCAGAGAGGCUGUGGCAUAUCUCUCCAUUGCUAUUAUGGCCUCUGGUGGCGAGGCAGCUGAAUCACUACUAGAAAGAGCGAGGUGCUACGCUUUGCUGGGUCAGCGAAGAACAGCCAUAUUUGACUUCAGUGCCAUUCUGAAGGAGCAUCCGAAACACGUGCAUGCCCUCUGUGGAAGAGGUUUCACAUAUCUCAUGCUGAAUCAACAAAAGGUUUUUUUUUCCUCUAGUCUUAUCUAUCAGGAAUGCACUCAUGAUAUCCUGGCAGCACUUCAGAUAAAUGCUGACAUAGUGACCAAAGACAUUCUUUCACUCAAGGACAGGGCACAGAAGCUGGUCUGUGAUUGGCUGCAUCAGUUCUGCCGUACCAAUCUGUCAGACAUUGUGGCCACUCAUGGUGUUCCCUGCCAUGAAGAGCAGCUUAGAGAGGCUUUCAUAAUUGGUGGAGCUUUGAUGAGGGCUGACUGUAGAAACCCCAGAUGGCAUCUGCUCUAUGUGGACAUCCUCUUGGCAAAAGCACCAUUGCACCUGUCAUCCCCUGUUUUCAGUAAUCCAUACUUCUGUUAUGGUCCAUCUGCUCCAGGUGAGGUUAAGUCAGCAGGCGCUCAUCUGUGCCAGAUAUUUGGCCAGGAGCCAAGAGAUGCAGUGGCCCAGGCUCGGGUGGGUGUGGUGGAUGCCUGGCAGAAGAAGUACUGCAGCGCAGCUCGCAGGCUCAGCAAACUGGCUGAGAAGGAUUCAUCCUAUUUUGACUUCUUGCUGGCUCUCAUCCCAUUUAAUCAGCGAAAAUGCAUGGCACAGGAAGCAGCUCAGGAGGCCAACAGUGUGUCAUCAUGUGGCCAGUGGAAGCAGGCGCUUACCCUCCUGACUGUGGCAGUACAAUCAGGGGGCAGUCAGAGAAUGGAGUAUCUUCGCCAGCGGGCUGUAUGCCUGGCACAGCUGGGCUUACAUGAGCGGGCUAUAUCUGAUCUGGACAGAGUUAUCCAGAAACACGAUGGACCUGACUACAGCUGUUCAGACCACCCUCAAGUCCAGGUGGAGGAUUUGUGCUUGCGAGGUUGCAGCCUGGUGCUCUGCUCCAGAGAAGGGCCAGCUCUGGAGGACUUUAUCCGGGCCCUGGAGCUCGACAGAGAACAGGCCAUCCAGUGUGUGGAGGCUGGGCUAGGAAGACUGCCUCUGGCUGAGUGCUUCCUGCGGGGGGCGCUGCAGCAUUAUGGGGAGCAACAUCUCAGUAAGGCUUGGACCUUGAUUGAAUGUGGCCUCCUUUUGGAUGGUGAGAACACAGAGCUCCGCAGACUGAGGGCAAAAGUCAAACGAGAAGUGGCCAAUCCUUGCAACGUGAACUAGCGUUGACUGUGAACUGGACACAGAAUCUCCAGUGGAGCUUAUAAAUGCAAAGAGUUACUGCAAAAGCUCCAAUCAGGUCAAUGUCCUACCUCAAAAUUAAAAACAAAGAAAAGAAAAACCUAAUCCCAAUCAUUUUGUUAUGCUCAGCUUCCUAAAUUUCAUGGGAUGUUUGGUGC
Messenger RNA from Pelmatolapia mariae (spotted tilapia), 7760 nucleotides. RefSeq names its product tetratricopeptide repeat domain 34 (gene ttc34). NCBI's taxonomy places the organism in Eukaryota, Metazoa, Chordata, Actinopteri, Cichliformes, Cichlidae. Gene Ontology annotation, molecular function: protein binding. The record is from RefSeq and is a predicted model, not a curated record.